GCAAUAUUUGUUGAUUGUCAAUUGUUAAGAAUUUGUGUGUAAUCAACAUUAGUCAAUAAAGUAAAAACUGUCCGAGGUUUAAUUAUAUUAAAAGUUACUGAAAUCAUCAUUAAGAUGAAUAAAUUUAAAUCGCUGCAAAAGGAGAAGAUAAAAAAGUUUAUAUCACUAACUCAAACCAGUGAGCAAACUGCUAUAUAUUGUUUGCAGCAAAGUGGAUGGAAGUUGGAAGUAGCGAGUGAUAAUUUUUUUCAACAUCCGAAAGAAUAUUGCCGCGAAGUAGAUCGCAGAAAAAUUGAACAACUGUUUCUGCGGUAUCGUGAUAAAAACGACGAUUUUAAAAUAUGCUCUGAUGGUGUAAUAAAGCUUUUAGAUGAUUUAGAGCUAAGUCCCGAUUCAAAAUUAGUUCUGAUUAUAGCAUGGAAAUUUCAUGCUGAAGUACAAUGUGAGUUUUCACGCGACGAGUUUGUAAAUGGCAUGUUUGAGUUGGGAGUUGAUAGUAUAGAUAAAUUGAAAGCCAGACUUCCUAUACUCGAAAAAGACCUAAAUGAUUUGGGUAAAUUUAAAGACUUUUAUCAGUUUACUUUCAAUUACGCUAAAGAUCCAGGCCAAAAGGGAAUCGAUUUGGAUAUGGCAAUUGCUUACUGGCGUAUUGUGUUAAGUGGCCGUUUUAAGUUUUUAGAUAUGUGGUGCAUAUUUUUAAAGGAAAAACAUAAACGGUCUAUACCAAAGGAUACUUGGAAUUUAUUGCUUGAUUUUGCUACGCAAAUCGAUGAAAAAAUGACCAAUUACGAUUCGGAAGGUGCUUGGCCUGUACUUAUCGAUGACUUUGUGGAAUGGUGCCAUGAAAAUCAUAUGACAAAUGAAAAUCGGAAUUUUUCCUCUCAACAGUUAACACAAUUAAAUUUUUCCAACACUUUUCAAACUUCAAACAACUCAAGUAGUAUGAACUAUGGCUAGCGCUUAAUUAACAUGUAUGUGUUAUUUCAUUAUUUUUAGUUUUAUCGUUAUUGUAAUUAGAAUUUUUUUAUAUAUCAAAAAUAUGUUAUAAAUGUGUUAUCCUUCAUAAUAAAUAUAAGAAACUGAAGUAUCU
Molecule: messenger RNA, 1090 nt
Organism: Teleopsis dalmanni
Lineage: Eukaryota; Metazoa; Arthropoda; Insecta; Diptera; Diopsidae
Gene: SCCRO
Product: DCN1-like protein
Exons: 3
Coding region: 115-957 (280 amino acids)
Biological process (GO): protein neddylation; positive regulation of ubiquitin-protein transferase activity
Cellular component (GO): ubiquitin ligase complex
Molecular function (GO): ubiquitin conjugating enzyme binding; cullin family protein binding; ubiquitin-like protein binding
Source: RefSeq, a predicted model, not a curated record